AUCACCAUAGGCCCUGAUGAGACAAUCUGCUUUAUAGUCAGCCUUGAUGGAGUGCCUGUGAUAUUUGGCACUAGUUCAAGGAAUUCCUCUACAGUCAUCACUAUUAGUGGAAUAAGCGAUGAAAGUGUAUUGUUGCAGUUGAUGUUGUUGCAGGUAUUGCAGUGGCUUUCGCUCUGCUGGUGGUUCUGCCAGUGGGUGUUGUUUUUGGCUGCUGUGGGAUGUGAUGUCUGGUGAAGUCUCGAGGUAGAAAGAAAAGAAGAAUGGCUCCACCACUGUACGAGGAGCCAGUAAAACCUGUUUUUUCUCUGACUGAGAACAAAGCAUAUGGACAGGUUGCACAUCGACAGACGACCAGCUGAAUGUAACUUGCAACGGGAGCUGGAAAAUUCAGUAGCUAAUUAAGUCAGCUGUGUCAAUCAUUCGUUGUUUUUUUACAUAUUAUACUUAGCAA
This is a messenger RNA of Geodia barretti, 451 nucleotides long. Lineage: Eukaryota; Metazoa; Porifera; Demospongiae; Tetractinellida; Geodiidae. The record is from the annotation of a GenBank genome assembly.